Trypanosoma rangeli is the source of this 5499-nucleotide messenger RNA. RefSeq names its product putative DNA-directed rna polymerase I largest subunit. Gene Ontology annotation, molecular function: DNA-directed RNA polymerase activity; DNA binding. Gene Ontology annotation, biological process: DNA-templated transcription. Gene Ontology annotation, cellular component: RNA polymerase I complex. The transcript has a single exon. Bases 1 to 5499 code for a protein of 1832 amino acids. NCBI's taxonomy places the organism in Eukaryota, Euglenozoa, Kinetoplastea, Trypanosomatida, Trypanosomatidae. The record is from RefSeq and is a predicted model, not a curated record.
AUGUCGCUCAUCACUGCCUUUCCGUUCCACGCAUAUGUUGGCGAUCUUAAGACACGCCGCGUGAUGCAGGAGAAGGUGGCUGUCUCCCUUUCUCUGCUCACGCCAGAUGACAUGGUCCGCAUGGCUUUUGUUGAGGUGCGCACGCGGUGCGGGCAGGAGGAGAAGGCCGCUCCAUGGCGGCCUGUGGCUCGAAACGGCGAGGAACACGCCACCUUUUACGACCUGCGAAUGGGAAACUUUGACGUGCGCACGUUUCCGCCCCACUCCUGCCAGACGUGCGCCGCAAGUAUCACGGGGAAGUACGGCAACGAGCGCUGCCAAGGGCACUUUGGGUUUGUUGGCAUGCCGCGUCUGCACCCAGGUGACCCGCUGCAGAGCGGGGUACGCCUGUUUGUCAUGAACCCACACCUAGUGGAGGAGGUUGAGCAGCUGCUGCAGGCGAAGUGUUUCUUCUGCCAUAGGUUUCGUGCCCCGCUCUUUGACGUGGAACGCUACCGCCAGGCGCUGCGACUGAUUGAUCACGGACUUAUUGGGGAGGCGUUGCACCUGCUGGAUGUCGUCAGCAACGCACGGGGAUACGACACGCGACACCGGCGGAUGCACACGGCAAACGAAGAGGUCGUUAACGACGUCACGCUGCUGGACGAGCACACGGAACGUAUUCUGCAGCGCUGCACACCCGCGUCUGCCUCGGAGAAGACGCAAUCGUCCCCCGAAGUCACUGGGGGACGAGGGGCGAUCGAUGUACGCAACGGCAUUGUUCGGCAGGCGCUUCGAGAGCUUAAGGAGUACGUGAAUGUUUGCUCGCACUGCAACGGCAUCUCUCCACGCGUCACGAAGCGAAACGGGCAUUUCUUCUUUUUUUUUGCGAGGAACAGUGCGUCAGUGAAUGUGGCGAACGCCCUCCUCUCACAGGCCCAGUUGCGGGAGUGGGAGGAAAAUAACAAGUUGCAUAAGAGAAGUCAUACGUACUUCCGCAAUCAACACAUCCGCGAGCAUCUGCAGCAGCUCUGCCAGCGUGAGGAACUCCUCCUGAGCCUGCUGUUUCCACACCUCGGGGAACCCUCCGUGGGGACCUCGUACGCUACCCCACUCCCCGCACGGGACAUGUACAAGGUUUUCUUCCUGGACCGCAUCCUCGUCCCGCCGCUGCCGCUGCGCCUCUCCUCCGGGGUGCAGGUGCAGGAUGGCGGCGCCAUCUCUCCAGAUACGCAGACGCGUGCCCUCUCCGACAUCCUUGGCUUUGUGGAGCAAAUUGAGUGCUAUCAGGUGCUGCGGGACAACUCCACGCCGGACCACAACCUCCUCACCACCGCCCAGGAGAUUGCGAACGAGAUCAACCUACGCAACCUGCAGGUGAAGGUGAACGAGGUGUACCAGGACAUUAUGGGCACCUUUGCCAAGAAGGAGGGUUUGUUUCGCAUGAACAUGAUGGGGAAACGUGUGAAUCAGGCCUGUCGCUCUGUCAUCUCCCCGGAUUUACUGGUGGAGCCAAACGAAGUCCUGCUGCCUCGACCAUUUGCUCGAAGCCUCUCCUUCCCUGAACAGGUGACAUGCUACGCCCCUGCCCGUAUGAGUCUCCUUAAGCGGUGUGUCACCAAUGGCCCACGUCGCUACCCCGGUGCUACUCAUCUGGAGAUACGGCACACGAACGGAGAAAUUCGCUUUAUUGAACUUGAUGUGCCAGAGCAAACCCGGCGGCAGCACGCUGCCAAGUAUUUUGCCAUGGCGCAGAGCGGUGUUACGCUGAUUGUCUAUCGCCAUAUCUUGGACGGGGAUCGGGUGGUGUUUAACCGUCAGCCAACGCUGCACAAGGCGAGUAUGAUGGGGUACCGCGUCAAGGUGCUCUCUGGACACAAGACAUUGCGCUUUCACUACGUGAAUGGCAGCUCCUUUAACGCCGACUUUGACGGAGAUGAGAUGAACGUUCACGUCCCGCAGAGCCUUGAGGCCAAGGCGGAAUUGGAUGGCCUGAUGGAUGCCAACCUCAACUACCUCAUCCCCACCUCAGGGAAGCCGAUUCGUGGGCUUAUCCAGGACCACGUCGCGGCAGGUGUCAUGCUAACAUUACGUGACAAGUUUCUCGAGCAUGCGAACUUUGUUCAGCUGGUUUAUUAUGGCCUGGCACCCUACCUGCGACAGCAGAACGACGUUACACUGUCGGAUCUCAUUCCUGUACCAGCGAUUCUGCUGCCUCGACCACUGUGGACGGGGAAACAGUUGAUUUCCGUCGUCAUUCGUUACGUAAGUGGUGUAGGGCGUCGACCGAGGUGGAUGCGCGUCAACGGUGGAGGGGCUUCCCUGCGGGGAACCUCCCUUAUUCAGCCGAGUGUCUAUAAUCACACAAUUCCGGGGUCUGAUGUUGUGCAGACGGUGACGCGUCAAACGAUGGACGAUGACGCAUUGAUCUUUAUGAAUAGCGAGCUGUUGAUGGGACUCAUGUGUAAGAAGCAACUCGGUGCCUCUAACAUGUCAAUUGCUCACGUUGUGCAUGAGUUGUAUGGACCACACAAGGUGGGACAGCUGUUUGGAGCUCUGGGACGCAUUCUCUCACAAAGCCUCCAACGCGAAGGGUUUUCUAUUGGGAUGGAUGAUAUGUGUCUGGUUCAGGAGGAGCGUCGCUACCAGAUGCUGCGGCAACUGGACGAGGCUCCGCUGCACCUCCCCGAUGACGAGGCAGCUGCCAUGACGAAGAUUAUGGAAUAUGCCACGAAGCUGCAGCAGGAGUUUAUCCCGGGUCGUAUGGUGGUGCCAUUUCCCCGCAAUCACCUGCUCAUGAUGACCACCUCUGGCGCCAAGGGAAGUAACGCCAAUGCAACCCAGAUGGCGCUUGGUCUCGGCCAGCAACUCUUCGACGGACGACGCGUAAAGCGUAUGAAUUCGGCCAAAACGUUACCUGCUUUUUUUGCCCAUGAGCGCCGAGCCCGUUCCUUUGGUUAUGCGAUUGGACGCUUUGCCUCAGGCAUUCGACCACCCGAGUACACGAUCCAUGCUAUGGCCGGUCGUGACGGCCUUAUUGAUACCGCAGUCAAGACGUCCCGCUCGGGGCACCUGCAGCGUUGCCUUAUCAAAGGCCUUGAAAGCCUUGUGGUGCACUGGGACCACUCCGUGCGUGACUCAAAUGACAGCAUCGUGCAGUUUACGUACGGAGGGGACGGUCUUGACCCGUGCAAGGCCUCCACCCUCACCUCGUGGGAGACAUCGAAGGAAAACCUCACGGACUUCGGCAAACGGUUUGGUGUGGACACGGGUGAAGCGGCCAGCGAGACACGGCGACCGGAGCCGGGUGACGAGGUGGAGAUGCCUACGAGAGUGCAGCGUGGUAAACGACCACGCACGAGUGUGAAUCUCAACAAGUGGAGUAACACAAACACCAAUAAUCUUAAUAAUAGUAAUAACAACAAUACCGACGAGGAGGAGGACGAAGACGACGAGGAGACAGAAGAACGCACACACAACAGUAAUCGUAAUAACAACAACAAUCAAGAGCAAGCACGACAGUUGCAUCGGGAGCAGCAGUUACGUGAGAAUCCACUCCCGCGCCACAUCCAUGACAGUCUUGAGGACUACUUGCGCACCAAGGCGACAUUUCCACUCUUUCAGCGCGUCUCACAGUUGGCACGGUGGAAGGCGCAGGGGCGUGUAAAUGAGAAACUCGCGGAGAAGCGUGGGGAUAAUAUUGCGUACUACCGUGACGUUCUCUCAGAGCUUGCCACUAGCAGACGCGUACGAGCCUUUUGUGAUCCUGGCGAACCUGUCGGUCUUCUUGCGGCGCAGGCCGCCGGUGAGCCCUCCACGCAAAUGACCCUCAACACAUUCCACAGUGCCGGCUCAACGGUGACGCACGUGACGGAAGGUAUUCCGCGUCUCCGUGAGCUGCUUAUUCACGCUUCUGUUCAAAACGCUGCGGUGGUUGUACCCGUAGAAAGGGCGACGCCAGCUGACGAGGCUGCCAUUGCACGCAUACUGCGUGCCGGUGUGGCGACACGGCUGCGGGACUGUCUUGCGCGGGGCGGCAUGGGCGGCUUGGGUGGCAAAGGGUACCACUACCACGUGGUACGUGGCAAGGAUGCGUCUGUGGUGACACUUGCCUUGCUUUUUUCACGGUCCCACCUGGACGAUAGCCGGGCACGCAUGUGCAUGUCGCCGAGUGAGCACCUGCAGUCUUUCACGGAGGCGUUGCGACAGUUCGCAAAGCGCAUCAUCAGGGCGCUGCGCGGUCGCACACGGGAUGAUAAGGACGGCGGUGAUGCCGCAGCGAUGAGUCUUAAUCAGCAUGACCUGAUGGACGCUGCUGCUGCUGCUGUUGCGGCGGCGGCUGUGGAUGGCGAUGAUAACGAUGGCAGCGAAGGCGGCUGUGGUGUCGACAAGGACGAGGCCCUCAGUGAGGAUGGUAGCGAUGUCACGAACAGCGCAGUCGUUGACGGGGCGUCACCGGCCCUCCGCAGCCAACGCAGUGGCGCCGAUGUGCCAGACGCAUUCGACAACGGCAAUAAUGACGAGGACAACGAGGAGGAGGAGGAGGAGGACGAGGAAGGAGAGAACGACAAUGCUGAUGACGACGGCGCGGACGCAGCGGAAGGGGAGGGAAGAGGCGACACGGCUGGACGUUCAACGCGCGGUCAACACGGCCGCAAGCGCCGAACACAUAAAGCGGAGGACGACGAAGAUGGCGAGGAGGACGAUAACAGUGGCAUGAAAAGGAACGUUGCUUUACAGGGGGAAGUCAGCUACGACACAUUUGCCCCGCUGCAUUCCACAUUCGGCGGCAAGGAGUUUGUGCUUGACGUGGCGCCGUUAAGUCGAGUUGCCGUGGAUCGCGACGGCGUUGCGACUAUUCCCGAUAAUCUUUUUGUGGUGAACAUCGUCGUGCGCAUGCCGCCGCACAUCAUUGUCGUCAUUCCCGACGUCGUAGACGACGCUCUGGAGCAGCAGACGUUGCCCUCGUGGUUGCCGCAGUUUGCUGCAGUGACCUUUACCCGCAAAGCCGAUGACGCAACGAGCGGUGAACUCCUCUUUCAAGGCGCCAAUGCGAAGAUGCGCCACGUCUUAUCAUUCCUCUCCCUCUUCAAUUUGGGCGCGCGAGCAAUCAAGGUGCGACAGGCCCGCUCCACGGACAUUCGAGACAUGGCGAACUGGUUUGGCGUCGAGUCGGCGUACCGCGCUCUCUACGACGAGCUGUCGAAGCUCUUUAAGCGGUACUCCGUCGAUCACCGCCAUCUGACGCUCAUCGCUGACGCCGCCACGCACCGCGGCAUGUGGGAGAACUUUAACUUCACCGGCGUCAUCUCGCAGAGUGCGAGUCCACUCUUCCAGGUGACGUUUGCGUCGUCGAGGCGGUGGUUGCACACCGCCGUGAGUCGGGGACUGAGCGACGAGCUGCAGUCGAUUAGUUCCGCCAUCAUGGUGGGCGAGCGGCCAAAGGUGGGGACGGCGUGUGUGCGGGUGACCCCAGACCCUGCGGUGCUGCGGGAUGUGCUGGAGCAUAGUUUUGAGUAG